AUGCUCCGAAGUUUCAAUCACACCUGGUUGACAUUAAUCCCAAAAGUGGACCAGGUGGAGUCCAUGCGUCAACUUCGGCCUAUCAGUUUAUGCCAGUUCAUAUAUAAGGUGAUCUCCAAGAUUAUGGCGGAACAGCUUGCUGGGAUUUUGCCUAUCAUUGUCUCGGACGGCCAAAAUGCCUUUAUCAGGGAAAGACAGAUUGUGGAUAAUAUCCUGAUUGGCCAUGAAUUAAUGCACUAUUUGAAAAUCAAAACCCGGGGUAAAAAGGGGUACAUGGCUCUGAAGGUUGAUAUGGAAAAGGCAUAUGAUAGAGUUGACUGGUCCUUUCUUUUUGCGGUUUUGGAGAAAAUAGGGUUUAAUUCGGUCUGGCGUGGGUGGAUUCUUGAAUGCUUGAUGUCAACAACGUUCUCGGUCCUCAUGAAUGGAUAUCCGGCUGGUUUCUUUGCGCCCUCUAGGGGACUCCGACAGGAGGAUCCCCUUUCUCCCCAUCUCUUUGUGCUGUGCACGGAGGGCUUUGCUGCGUUGCUUCGUAAAUCCAUCUUAGAAAAGAGGCUGGAAGGAGUGAAGGUGGCCCCGCGGACUCCCCUCAUAUCUCAUUUGUUCUUUGAUGAUGACUCUUACUUAUUUCUCCGUGGGUCCCUCCAGGAGUUUGAGAAUUUGAUAGAAGUUCUUAAUGAGUAUGAGGAGCUUAGUGGCAGAGGGUAA
Molecule: messenger RNA, 705 nt
Organism: Linum trigynum
Lineage: Eukaryota; Viridiplantae; Streptophyta; Magnoliopsida; Malpighiales; Linaceae
Source: the annotation of a GenBank genome assembly